This is a messenger RNA of Ixodes scapularis (black-legged tick), 4226 nucleotides long. Its product is annotated as F-box only protein 25. Gene Ontology annotation, cellular component: nucleus; cytoplasm; SCF ubiquitin ligase complex. The transcript has 7 exons. The coding region runs from base 487 to 1596 and encodes 369 amino acids. Gene Ontology annotation, biological process: protein ubiquitination. The record is from RefSeq and is a predicted model, not a curated record. Lineage: Eukaryota; Metazoa; Arthropoda; Arachnida; Ixodida; Ixodidae. Gene Ontology annotation, molecular function: protein binding.
GCGAAAAUGUGUGCGCCGAGUUGCGAUGUCCUCUUUUUUGUUUUUGUUCAUUUUUCACUUGAAUGUACUGCGCGCGUCAGAAAACAAGCGCUCACGCCAUUUCGAAACCGGUCGUCCAUUUUGUUUUUUUCGUCGUCUGCUCGCCUCCAUUUCUGGUGACUUCAUGACGGGUCACGUGAGCCCUACGUCACAUCCGUCAACAAAAGCACGCACGGCGGAGACGAGCAAGCGCGCGCAUACGCGCAGUAGGACGGCAGUGACAGGCUGCGCAGUGCGAUCUGUCGGUGCGCGAAAGGCUUGUCGUUGCUCCAGUGCGGUGCCUUUGCUCGGGAGUUGGGAUCCCUUCGUUUUUGUCGGCUCAAUUUCGACGGAAUACUGCGGGAGAACCCGGGCACGAAUCUGAGAUCGCGGCCGCGCGGUGCCGUAGACCGAAGCGUCUGCACACGCGACGGACUACAACUCCCGAGUUCGUCGGGGAUCUCUAGGAUGCCUUUCAUCGGCCGGGACUGGCGUUCCCCGGGCGAAGCCUGGGUCAAGACCGGAGAAGGCUGGGAAAAGAAGAAGAUACUGGAGUUCUAUUGCUGCUCUGCGGACAGCCUGGACGCUCUCGAAGGUCCCGCCGAGUUUGAAGCGGCGGAGGCUCUGGUCGAAGCCGAUUCGGGCAACAGUGACGGCUGCUUCGAGCCUGAGGCCAAGCAGCCGCGUCUUUUGCAGCAGCAGCCCCACUGUCAGAUCACACUCAAGUGCACUCGGGAGGUGGCUGGCUACAACACAAUUAGCGAAGCAUUCCGAAGGCUAGACUUCCGCAAUGGCAUCAAAGAUGUGCGGAGGUUCAACUACAUCUGCAAGCUCCUGCACUUGCUGAUCACGGAGAACCUGACGACGCUUAGUGGAUGUGCCAGCCGGGUGCUUUUCACCAUGCUCGAAGAGGUGGCUUCUCAGGUGGCCGACAGUCGCCAGAACACUCACAUCCUCCAGCUCCUGCUGGGGGACCUGGAGCGCACCCUGCGCAAGUACCACUGCUGGGGGCGUCCCCUGGGCUCGAGCCAGCUGUGGGAGCAGCACCUGGCCACCCUGCAGCGCAUCUGGGAGGUGCAGAGGCACAUUGAGCUGGGGGGGCCCCCGCUGGCCAAGGGCACCCCGCAGCUGCCCCACCUGCCCCCCGAGCUGCUCAGGGAGGUGCUGCUCAGGCUCGCCGACUACAGGGACCUUGGGAGCAGCGGCCAGGCGCACCCGGUGCUGGAGGCCCUGCUGGAGGAGGAGCAUGUGUGGCGGCAGCUGUGCCUGUUCCACUUUGGCCCCCAGAAGCUGGAGGCCUGGCGCAAGGCCCCUUCCUCGGGCUCGGGCCCCCAGUGGAGGCUGCUCUUCCACCGGCUGCGCAAGAAGCACGGCCUGCGCGAGGAGUACGCCGACAGCCUGCUGCUCUGCCGACACUGCCGCUGCCUCUUCUGGAAGUCGUUCGGCCACCCCUGCCUCAAGGUUCCCCGCGACGAAGAGACCUCCGAGGAGGGGGACGCCCCCCUGGCCCCCACGAGCGUGGUCCCCGUCUGCAUUCCGGUCACUCCCCAGGCCUUCCUCCAGUACUUCUCCCUGUGACCGACCCCGGCUUCGACACGCCCGUCCGCCCCUGCGCGCCACCUCCGCGGCCCCCAAGCGGCGCCCCCGUCGCUUUGCAGCGACCUCAGUGAGCGUCUGCCGCGGCCGCUCUGAAACUCGCCCGCUCGGCGCAACUUCCCCUUCUUUCUGCGAAGGCAUUUUGUCGACGGUCGGCUCCUGUUCCGGGCGUCGCGCCCGGGAGAAGUUUCGGGGUUCUGGAGGGCCCCGAAAAUCCAGCUCGCGACGUGAACGAGCUGCAGUUUCGGUACAAUGCCGGUAGCGCGCUUCUGACUGGUGAACCUACCGCGCCCUAAAAUGUGGUUCCUCGACGUUUGCACCACUACGACGUAGACGCAGUUGCCCGUGCGAUCUUGGCGGUGGAACGGCAGCGGACGCCUCUUCCGCUGUAGGUCGUUCUGCCACCGGACAGUUUACAGAAGCUUCAAGAGUCGUGAUGCCGCAGUGACGGCAACCUUUGCGGUCACCUUUCUUGCCAGCAUUUCUGCAACCAACUUCCAGGAUUGCGACAUCAGACACUUGCCGGCUCCUUUGAAGCAGUUUGUUGCUACUUUGGGACCGCUUUCGAUGCAAGGGUGGUAGACGCACCAGUCGACAUGCAUUCCAGGCACCUUCUUUCCUGUCGGAUGCGUAUGAAGUGAUUUCCAGUUCCUUAGUCUAGAAUCUUUUCAAUCUUACGUUUAGCAGUCUUACCAUUUGGUGGCCCCAAGCUUCGGCUGAGGCACUUGCACCCCGAUGGAGGCGUAUUGCGGCCUAAGCAUUGUGUAACUGAGAUGUUGGUUGCUCGUCGAAGAAUCUUGAGUGGUCUAAAUCAACCUUAUAGGGGACGCGAUAGAUGUUUUUCACUGGUCCAGAAUAUCAACAAGUUAAAGGGCAGUGAAUUAUCUACUCGUGCAAAUUAAACUGGUUUAGGACCCCUUUUAUUUGUUAGAGUGAAGAUUUGUUAGAGUGAAGUGCUGGUGCUGAAAAUAAUUUAAGACGAGAAGAGGUGGUCCGUUAUCUAUUAUCACCUACCACAAUGCAGCAACAGGUUGGACAAUGCCUUUUUAGGUAGCGCUGCUCCGGAGCAUAAUGUCAACUUUUUCCUUCCUGAUCUUUUGACCAUUCCAAGUAAUUUCUCCAGAUUUUAGGACGAUGGUGCUAGUGGAAGCAGUCCUUGACCGAAACUGCAGCUUGUUCCCUCUGCGGCUUGCCAGAAUUCCGGAUUUUUUUUAAACGCGACGCACAGUGUGUAUUGAAUGUUCGCCAGUGUUGGUCUCGGAGGACAAUCGUCGGUGCCAGUCUAUGCUUUGCGGUAAGCACACCGGCAUGAAUUCGUGUUUGAAGGCAUCUGUCCUGGAGUGGCAGGACGUUUUGACGACUCUGGUCCUACAAACUGCCGUAUUUACUCGUGCAUCAAUCGACCUGUCAUAGUCGUAGACUCCCACAUUUCAGAAGCUAAAAAGUAAUAAAGCUAACUAACUGCCAAUUGACAAUUGCAUCACCACUCCUCAGUCCCGGUCAAUGAAAUGCUUGCUUGACACAAGCCCCGUUUCAUUAUUGUCACAUUAUUUGUCGUAUCAAAUUACGUGGGAGUCUUGCUGAUUUGACCAAUGAGGUAUUUCAUUGUUUGCUGAGAACAAACUGUUUAAAACUUACCAGCUUUUUGAAGGUUCCCAAAAGCCACUGACAAUACAUAUUAUGACUGUGCCACAGUGUUGUACUCCAGAACAUACUGUGGCAGUUUUGACGUUAAGGACACAGAGAUAGAUGACAGCCGCGGUUGUCGAAGCACACGUAUUGGUCAACCCAUGCGCGAGUAAAUACGGUACUUUUCUUUUCGCAUUGUUUCCCAGCGAAACAAGCCGGUGCUCUGAAAGGCUUUGUACAUAGAUAGCGAGGCAUAUUUUGGAUACAGAUUUGUUUCAGUAUUUAAGAUAUUUAUACUAUGUUUGUUUCGUGAGCGUAUGCUCGUAGGCGGGUCUAUUGAAAAGAGAGGAAGUAAGUACAUGGCAGUGAUAUGUCUAGGACCCUAUAUAUAUGAAUCUUAUGUUUGACUUUCCAACAACGGGAUUGUGCAGCGCUAGAGCCCGUCGGUCGUUGGCUGCAUUCUGAGACGCCACAUAUCUGGCACUUCGGACAGCGCUCUCAGCGCCUGCCGUUUGCCGAAGGUGGGCGCUUGGUUUAUUUACUCUUAAGACUGCUGCAGGAAUGUGAUUACUGCAUGUAGAGAGCAUUGUCCCGUAUACUGACAGUGCUCGACCAGUCCAAAUCGCAACCAUGCUGGGAAAAACUCACUUGUCCCCGCAUUUGAAACCGGUGUUUUCCGUUGUAUAUCUUUGCCCCUUCCGUUGUAGUCGUGUUGUACACUUUCGACGAUCUUAGGAGCGUGUUGGUUUGUAGAGCUCAUAUCAAACGAGGUUUUUGAAGCAGCUGCGCAUGCUCUUUUUUGUUCGAAGACCGACCUGCAGAGAUGCCCUUCUGGUUUCCAUCGUUUCUGCCUUUCCAAGAAUGCCGUGAAUCUUUGGUCUCUUCAAUUGCUCUCUAUAUUAUCUUAUGGAUGGCAAUUUGACGGCACUAGGAUGAGGCUGACUAGCUCGAGACUGCAUCUUCGAAAGAGCAUUGCAGUCGAC